Molecule: messenger RNA, 2528 nt
Organism: Triticum urartu
Lineage: Eukaryota; Viridiplantae; Streptophyta; Magnoliopsida; Poales; Poaceae
Product: organic cation/carnitine transporter 7
Biological process (GO): transmembrane transport
Cellular component (GO): membrane
Molecular function (GO): transmembrane transporter activity
Source: RefSeq, a predicted model, not a curated record
CAGCCGCCCGGUAGCUCUCACGGAGAGAGCCGUACCUCGCCGACGACGCCGUGGCAGCACGCAAGGCGCCGAAGUCAUCACACGCCCAUGUGCCGCGCGCUGUACCCCGGCGUUGACUGCGGGCACGUUCCCAAUUCCAAGCUCCACGGGGACGGGACGGGACGGUCCGGUCAUACCGCGGGCCGCGGGCUCCAUAUCGCAUCUUCGCAUCUCCUUCCUCCCUCCCCCAUCCAUCCCCACACCGCAGGGGCCACGCCGCUGCCAACCUACGACCCAGACUCGCCACCCAUCCCGCAACGUCGGAGGAGACAAAUCACCAGACAAGACUCUCGCCGAUUCCUAAACCGGCGCCAGGAUUUCGUUCCCAUCCCUCCUCGCCCAUUUCCGUCCCCGCCCGGCCGAUCCAGCCCACCCCCCCCCCCCCCGCCGGAUCACGCGGUUCUUGCGACGCUGCAGAUCCAAGAAACGCACUCCUCCCUCCCUCCCUCCGGUUUGCUCCCUCCUCUCCUCUUCUUCCUCUCGCCAAGCUCCCGUUCUCGUGUUGCGUGGCCUCGUGGCGUGAUCCGUACGUGCGUGCCUCCGUUUCUUGUUUUGGAUCUCUCAGGACAAGGCCGCCCGAGGAAAUCGGCCAGGCGGGCAGGCACUCGGGCGCCAGGCGCGAGGCGAGGGCCGAGCUUGAUGCUCCCAGCUUGCUGAGGAUCAAUGCUAUCCAAGCCACCCUCUGAUCCGGCCGGCAAGCUCUCGAUCGAAAUGAUGGAGGACGAACAAUCAGCCACAUAUACUGUGGAUGACGCCCUUAUAUCUUCAGGUUUUGGGAAGUACCAAAUAUUGAUUCUCUCCUAUGCUGGGAUAGGCUUAAUCGCAGAAGCAAUGGAGAUGAUGCUGCUAUCAUUUGUUGGUCCAUCCGUUCAGUUAGAAUGGAAUCUUACUGCUCACCAGGAAAGCAUGAUUACAAGUGUUGUUUUUGUUGGAAUGCUAAUAGGAGCUUACUCUUGGGGUGUGGUCUCAGAUAACUAUGGAAGGAGGAAAGGGUUUCUCUUUACUGCCAUUAUGACGAGUGGAGCUGGAUUCCUGAGUGCCUUUUCUCCAAACUAUGUAGCUUUAAUGGCUCUACGGUUUUUAGUUGGUAUUGGCUUGGGAGGAGGACCUGUUCUUGGAUCUUGGUUCUUGGAAUUUGUUCCUGCUCCAAGUAGAGGAACUUGGAUGGUGGUACUCUCAGCAUUUUGGACUGUCGGUACCAUCUUCGAGGCUUCGCUUGCAUGGGUAGUUAUGCCCAAGUAUGGCUGGAGGUGGUUGCUAGCAUUAUCAUCUGUGCCGUCUCUCCUCCUGCUUUUGUUUUAUGCUAUCACACCCGAGUCGCCAAGGUUCCUCUGCAUGAAAGGCAGAACAAUGGAGGCUGUGGAUGUACUGGAGAAAAUGGCAAGGUUAAACAGUGCACAACUCCCUUCGGGUAAGCUUGUUUCUGACAAGAACAUUGAGCUAGAUGAAGUUUCCGAGUCUGCAACGCUUCUGUCUGCUACUGCUAAAGCUGCUAAAGAAGAAGAAAACGACAACAUCAAGGAAGACGAAGGUUCCGAUUUUGGAGGUUUCAAGUCUGUUUCUAAGCUGUUGUCACCAAAAUUGCUCAGAGCAACUCUGCUUCUGUGGAUGGCUUUCUUCGGGAAUGCAUUUUCGUAUUAUGGUAUUGUUCUGUUGACAUCGGAGUUAAGUAACGGAAAUAGGAUAUGUGCAAAACAGGAGGUUGAAUCUGUACACUCGAACAACUCAAGCCUGUACAAAAACGUGUUUAUUUCUAGCUUUGCAGAGAUUCCAGGGUCAUUCGUGUCGAUCAUGAUCGUGGAUAGAAUUGGGCGAAGGCUUUCAAUGGCUUCGAUGCUCUUCACUAGCUGUGUCUUUUUAUUCCCGCUAGUGUUUUCCCGCACAGAAAUACUGACAAGAAUCUCAUUAUUCGGUGCCCGGCUCUGCAUUUCUGCGAGCUUCACAAUCGUAUACAUAUACGCUCCCGAGAUCUACCCAACCUCGGUGAGGACGACAGGCAUCGGAGUCGCCAGCUCGGUCGGCAGGAUCGGCGGCAUUCUGUGCCCCCUCGUCGCCGUUGCUCUGGUGCACAACUGCCAUCAGACGACCGCGAUCCUCCUCUUCGAGCUCGUGGUUUUCCUCUCGGGGGUGGCUGUCAUGUUCUUCCCUUUCGAGACAAAAGGCUGCAGGCUCAACGACACCGAGGCCGAUAUGCAUUGAUGCGGCGGGUUAUAUCAUAGCACCAUUUUUUUGUGUCCUGAGAGCAGUGGCGGCAUAUUAUCGAACUUUUUUUUCCAACAUGAUACCGAUAUUGAUUAUAGUGAUCUUAGAUACCGGGGAAUCCUUUCCCCUAGGAAUGAUCCCCCAUCCACUUGGCGGCGGCGGUGCAAGGGGAUUGCAGAGUAUAAGAAUAGUUGGGUCAGACUGUGCUCGGUUCUGUUUUGUAACCUAUACUUUGGACUUUGGAAUGAUAAUCGUUGGAAUAAGGAGAUACACCAGUUGGGCAGAAA